AUGUCGAAGAACAAGGAUGCGGAGCCUCUGAAGGCUUCUCAUGAACCAUCGACCGAGAAGAUCGAGGACCUGGCUGACACCGAGCUCACAACCAUACCCAGCAACGCCGAAGGUCAUGUUUCGUAUGGCAAGAGCGGCAUCGCCGGUCUUAUCGAAUCUCCAUAUGUCCUUGGUGCAGCAUUUCUCGCAUCCAUGGGAGGCUUCUCCUUCGGGUAUGACCAGGGUGUCAUUUCGAUUGUCAAUGUCAUGGACCAGUUCCACACUGCCUUUCCGCCGGCAAAGACUGCUUUCGGAAAGGGCUUCAUGACGGGCAUGCUCGAGUUUGGAGCCUUCAUCGGCUGCUUCUUCAUGCCUACUUUGGCAGACAUGAUUUCUCGCAAGCGGGCUUUGACUGUCGUCGUCGUCAUCUUCAACAUCGGAGCUAUCAUGCAGACGGCUGCCCAGUCAUACGGAGUCCUGGUCGCAGGCAGAACCAUCGGAGGCAUCGGCGUGGGUACAUUGGCCAUGGGCGCACCGAUCUACAUCUCUGAGAUCGCACCACCAAACCUCCGCGGCACACUUCUCGUCCUCGAAUCCAUCUCCAUCGUCACCGGCGUCGUGAGCUCCUUCUGGAUCACUUACGGCACGCGACACCUGCCCGGCGAAGCCUCCUUCCGCCUCCCCUUCGGUCUGCAGAUGGUCUGCUCGACGCUGCUGGGCAUCGGCAUCAACUUCUACCCGUACUCUCCGCGCUGGCUCGCCCUCGUCAACCGCCCGCAAGAAGCCCUCCGCAGCCUCGAGCGCCUGCGCCGCCUCCCCGCCACCGACGUGCGCGUGCAGAUGGAGCACAAGGACAUCCUCAGCGAGGUCGAGAUCGAGAAGCUGGUCCAGGAGAAGCGUCAUCCGGGCGCCAAGCGGCUCAAGCUCGAGGUGCUGGGCUGGUUCGACCUGUUCCGCAAGCGGUCGUGGCGCAGGACGGCCGUCGGCGUCGGCGUCGCCUUCUUCCAGCAGUUCUCCGGCAUCAACGCCUUCAUCUACUACGCCCCCACGCUGUUCCAGUCGCUCGGCCAGUCGGACGAGAUGUCCCUGAUCAUGUCCGGCAUCUUCAACAUCCUGCAGCUCGUCGCCGUCGCGGCGUGCUUCGUCGUCAUCGACAAGGUGGGCCGUCGCCCGCUUGCCAUCUUGGGCGGCAUCGGCGGCGGCGUCGCCUGGACGGUCAUGGCCGCGCUCACGGGCGUCUUCUCGAAGGACUGGCUGGCGAACCCGGCGGCGGGCUGGGCUGCGGUGGCCAUGGCGUUCCUGUUCGUCUUGCUCUACGGAGUGUCCUAUUCUCCCCUGGGCUGGUGUCUGCCGGCCGAGGUUUUUCCCAAUGCCUCUCGCUCGAAGGGUGUGGCUCUGUCGACGGCGACGGUGUGGUUGUGUAACUUCAUUGUUGGUGUCGCAACGCCGCCCAUGCUUGAGGAUCUCGGGUUUGGAACUUACGUUUUCUUUGGUGCUUGGUGUUAUGUCGCUGCUAUUUGGGCCUACUUCCUCGUGCCAGAGACGAAGGGCAAGACAUUGGAGCAGAUGGACGAAGUGUUUGGAGAUUAUGCUGCGCAGGAGGAAAAGGAACUCAUGAGGGCGCAUAUGGCACAGCCUAACUAUAGUGUGAAAGCUGAGGUGUAA
Lasiodiplodia theobromae is the source of this 1644-nucleotide messenger RNA. Its product is annotated as High-affinity glucose protein. Gene Ontology annotation, biological process: transmembrane transport; carbohydrate transport. The transcript has 2 exons. NCBI's taxonomy places the organism in Eukaryota, Fungi, Ascomycota, Dothideomycetes, Botryosphaeriales, Botryosphaeriaceae. The record is from RefSeq and is a predicted model, not a curated record. Gene Ontology annotation, cellular component: membrane. Gene Ontology annotation, molecular function: carbohydrate:proton symporter activity. Bases 1 to 1644 code for a protein of 547 amino acids.